This is a messenger RNA of Cucumis melo (muskmelon), 1244 nucleotides long. RefSeq names its product cysteine protease XCP1-like. Gene Ontology annotation, cellular component: lysosome. The coding region runs from base 30 to 1079 and encodes 349 amino acids. The transcript is spliced from 4 exons. Gene Ontology annotation, molecular function: cysteine-type endopeptidase activity. NCBI's taxonomy places the organism in Eukaryota, Viridiplantae, Streptophyta, Magnoliopsida, Cucurbitales, Cucurbitaceae. The record is from RefSeq and is a predicted model, not a curated record.
UCCACCAAUUUCUUUCCUCUCCUUCAAAAAUGGCUUUCUCUACCUUCUCCAAAACAACCCUCAUCCUCUCUGCCACUUUAUUCAUCACUUACGGUAUCGCUCAUGAUUUUUCAAUCGUAGGCUAUUCCCCCGAGCACUUAGCCUCCAUGGAUAAAACCAUCGAGCUGUUUGAGUCAUGGAUGUCAAAGCACAGUAAAACGUAUCGGAGUGUUGAAGAGAAACUCCAUAGAUUUGAGAUAUUCCUCGACAAUUUGAAGCACAUUGAUGAAACAAACAAGAAGGUUUCUAGCUAUUGGCUGGGGUUGAAUGAAUUUGCAGACCUGAGCCAUGAAGAAUUCAAGAGUAAAUAUUUGGGAUUGAGAGUUGAGUUUCCGAGGAAACGAUCGUCUCGUGGGUUUAGCUAUAGAGAUGUGGAGGACUUGCCCGAGUCGGUUGAUUGGAGAACUAAAGGAGCUGUUACUCCUGUCAAGAACCAAGGCUCUUGCGGGAGUUGCUGGGCAUUUUCAACCGUUGCGGCUGUGGAGGGGAUAAACCAAAUUGUCACUGGAAAUCUAACCUCCUUGUCCGAACAAGAAUUGAUCGAUUGUGACCGAAGCUUCAACAACGGGUGCUACGGUGGUUUGAUGGAUUAUGCCUUCCAAUACAUAAUGUCGAAUUCCGGACUUCGAAAGGAAGAAGACUACCCAUAUCUAAUGGAGGAAGGAAGAUGUAUCAGAGAAAAGGAACAAUUUGAGGUAGUGACCAUUAGCGGUUACGAAGAUGUGCCAGCAAACGAUGAACAGAGUCUCCUAAAAGCAUUGAGUCACCAACCUGUCAGUGUAGCCAUUGAAGCUUCUGGUAGAAAUUUCCAAUUCUACAAAGGGGGAAUAUUCACAGGCCGUUGUGGAACCGAAAUGGAUCAUGGCGUGACAGCCGUUGGGUAUGGUUCAUCAGAGGGAACAGACUACAUUAUAGUAAAGAACUCAUGGGGACCAAAAUGGGGAGAAAAUGGAUAUAUUAGGAUGAAGAGAAAUACAGGAAAACCUGAAGGACUAUGUGGAAUCAACCAAAUGGCUUCUUAUCCAACCAAAGAGAAAUAAUCCAAUGAAGUUAGCCCUCUAGUCUCUAUGAUUGUCAUAUUCUUUUUUUCUUCCCACCAAUUUCCUUUCAAAUCGAUAUGAAAGGCAACUUUUAUUACCUUUUAACAAUAAAAGGACCAAAUUUGUAAUGGUUUGACAUGAAAUAAAUUGCUACUCCUUUUAGAA